AUGUCGAACGGUGUAAAGACCAAGGUUGGAAUCAAUGGUUUUGGAAGAAUUGGAAGGUUGGUGUUGAGAAUAGCAUCAUUUAGAGAUGAUAUUGAGGUUGUUGCUGUCAAUGAUCCUUUUAUUAAUUCUGAUUACAUGGCUUACAUGUUGAAGUAUGAUUCUACUCAUGGUGUAUUUAAAGGAACCAUCAAUGUUGUUGAUGAGUCCACUUUGGAAAUCAAUGGAAAGCAUAUAAAAGUGACUAGCCAAAGAGACCCUGCAACAAUUCCUUGGGGUGAUUUUGGAGCUGACUAUGUUGUUGAAUCAUCUGGGGUUUUUACAACACUUGAUACAGCUUCAGCACAUAAGAAGGGUGGCGCCAAAAAGGUGGUGAUUUCCGCUCCGUCAGCUGAUGCACCUAUGUUUGUUGUAGGAGUAAAUGAGACCACAUACAAGCCACACAUGGAUAUUGUAUCUAACGCAAGCUGCACCACUAACUGCUUGGCACCUUUGGCCAAGGUGGUUCAUGAGGAGUUUGGUAUUGUCGAAGGUUUGAUGACGACUGUUCAUGCAACAACAGCUACACAAAAAACUGUUGAUGGACCUUCAAUGAAGGAUUGGCGUGGAGGUCGUGGUGCGGCCCAAAACAUCAUCCCUAGUUCAACUGGCGCCGCCAAGGCUGUAGGGAAGGUGUUACCAGAACUAAACGGAAAACUCACGGGUAUGGCCUUUAGGGUCCCAACAGCAAAUGUUUCUGUUGUGGAUCUAACUUGUCGACUUGAGAAAAGUGCUUCAUAUGAAGAUGUUAAAGCUUCUAUAAAAUAUGCUUCUGAGGGUCCCAUGAAAGGAAUUCUCGGGUACACUGAUGAGGAUGUUGUCUCCAAUGAUUUUGUUGGUGAUUCCAGGUCAAGUAUUUUUGAUGCGAAAGCCGGAAUUGGGCUAAGUGCAUCAUUUGUGAAGCUGGUGUCAUGGUACGACAACGAGUGGGGUUACAGCAACCGGGUGUUGGACCUCAUAGAGCAUAUGGCGUUGGUGGCAGCUGCCAACUAAAAGAGCAUCACCGUGCUGAUUGUUGGAAGGGCAACAUGUUUCAUGUUUUUUGUUGUUGCCAUCUUCCUGAAAGUGAGAGUGUAGAUUAUGAUUGGAUGUUUCAACUAAUGUCACUUGGAUAUAGACUUGGAAAUAAAGAAUAUCUUGUGCUUUUGGUA
Molecule: messenger RNA, 1187 nt
Organism: Erigeron canadensis
Lineage: Eukaryota; Viridiplantae; Streptophyta; Magnoliopsida; Asterales; Asteraceae
Product: glyceraldehyde-3-phosphate dehydrogenase GAPCP1, chloroplastic
Exons: 12
Coding region: 1-1029 (342 amino acids)
Biological process (GO): glucose metabolic process
Molecular function (GO): NADP binding; NAD binding; oxidoreductase activity, acting on the aldehyde or oxo group of donors, NAD or NADP as acceptor
Source: RefSeq, a predicted model, not a curated record